Epithele typhae is the source of this 1851-nucleotide messenger RNA. RefSeq names its product GMC oxidoreductase. Gene Ontology annotation, molecular function: flavin adenine dinucleotide binding; oxidoreductase activity, acting on CH-OH group of donors. The transcript is spliced from 14 exons. The record is from RefSeq and is a predicted model, not a curated record. NCBI's taxonomy places the organism in Eukaryota, Fungi, Basidiomycota, Agaricomycetes, Polyporales, Epitheliaceae. The coding region runs from base 1 to 1851 and encodes 616 amino acids.
AUGCUUUGCCUCGCGAACAUAGACCAAGUUUCGGGGCAAUCGUUCGACUAUGUCGUCAUCGGGGGAGGUACAGCGGGCCUAGUCGUCGCUACUCGGCUCUCAGAAGACACAGACAGACCGUGCUCGUCCUUGAAGCAGGAGGAAGCCCUGAUAACGAUCCUAUACUCUACGAUGAGCUUGGCGUUGAACAGUGACGAUACAGAUCUCCCAGCGCAACAGCGCAAGUUCUUUGGCCAUAAAGAGCAUGACUGGGGCUUCGAGACAAUCCCGCAGGCACAUGCUCACGGCGUGAUAAUGCAGUGGCCACGACGCCAGAUUUUGACGCGCUCGGAUACAACAGACCCCGAGUGCUUGGAGGAGGAUCUGCGGGGAAUUUCUCUUGGGAGCGACUUGGUAACCAGGAUGGAACUGGGAGACCCAUCAGCGAUACUCCAUCAAAGUGGAAAGGUUGAUUCCACCACUUCAAGACAUGUCCAUACCACGCGAGCUAUUGGUUCCUCAAGCGAUGUACGGUUCGCAAGGCCCAAUCGCCCUGUCGUACGGAAAGAUACAGCCGGGUGGAAUACCAUCUUCGCCGAGGCGAUGGCGAGCAAUGGCAUGCACAACGUGGAGAUUGAUCCCAUGUCUGUCGAUCCGCACACAAUGAGGCGAUCUUCGGCAGCACGCGAACUGCAGGACUACCUGCGUACUGCGGGCUCACGUCCAAAUCUGAAAGUCGUUUUGAAUGCGCGCGUCUCACGUAUGAAGCUCGUAGAUGGCCCCGAUGGUGCCGUCGCGGAGGCUGUGGAAUUUUGCAUCGAUGGAGUACGGCAUGAAGUCCGGGUGAAAGGCGAGGUUGUCCUAUCCGCAGGGACUAUUCAAUCUCCUCAAAUUCUGGAGCUGUCGGGCAUCGGCGAUACCAGCGUCCUGAAAAAGUGCGGUAUCAAAACGAAGGUGGAUCUACCCGCCGUAGGCACGAACCUGCAGGAACAUUUGAUGGCGAGUGUGGUCCAUGAGGCGACAGAAACGAGAGACCCGGAGAAGUGGGUUACCCACGAUCCGCUCCGCGACCCCCUUGUGGAUGCGGAACAAGUUAAGCUACUCCUGUCGGCUGUGGACCCCGAGUGUGCCAAGGCGAUCGUCGAGAAGAUUCCCUCCGGAGAAGGCGUCCCGGGACUGCCAGAACAGUAUGCGGAGCAAUUAAAGCACUACAAGAACGACGUUCCGUCCUUCGAGUUGCUGCCGGCCCCGUCAUUUCGUGGUAGAACGAGGGCACUGUGCACAUUGCUUCCAGCGACCCACUCAGCGUCCCAGAGAUCGAUCCUCAUUGCUUCGAAGAAGACGUCGUGCUCCACUCAGCUCCGACCACAAGAUGCACUCGCUUUUCUCGCGGAAUUCAAGAUCGCUCGCAAGGUGCUGCGCACUGAACCCCUCGCCUCUAUUCUCAGUAUGCACACACACCCUUGGUCUUCUGUGCACGCAUCUCACUCGGGCGUCAUCAGAGCCCGAAACCAGUCCUGGCCUAACGUGCAGACCGACGAAGAGCUCGUGGAGUGGCUCAAGAAGCAUUCGGGAACGAGCUGGCACGCUACCGGGACGUGCUCGAUGUUGCCCCGCGACAAGGGCGGAGUCGUGGACCCGCAGCUCAGGGUGUAUGGGACGAAGAACGUGCGGGUCGCGGACCUCAGCAUCAUCCCGCUCACUCCAUGUUGUCAUACCCAGUGUGUUGCUUAUACCAUUGGGGAGAUUGGUGAGUACUUCCAUGGCAAGGACGCCUCCGAAUCCGAACUCAUUCGAAUGAUGACAGCUGCGGAUUUGCUCAAGGGGGUUAUGCUGGGCCCAGAAGCUCGGGGGCCUGCUGGGAGUCAAUGA